Molecule: messenger RNA, 1299 nt
Organism: Melitaea cinxia (Glanville fritillary)
Lineage: Eukaryota; Metazoa; Arthropoda; Insecta; Lepidoptera; Nymphalidae
Gene: NGR-A28
Product: adipokinetic hormone/corazonin-related peptide receptor variant I-like
Exons: 8
Coding region: 1-1299 (432 amino acids)
Biological process (GO): G protein-coupled receptor signaling pathway
Cellular component (GO): membrane
Molecular function (GO): vasopressin receptor activity
Source: RefSeq, a predicted model, not a curated record
AUGCAAAAUUCAAAUUCAAAUAUAUCUGACGAUCAGAAAUUCUUGGAUUAUUUUAACGACGUGCCAAAUACAACCGACACAGUGAGGGACACAGUGCCAGUUUCAGAACAGGGUUUUGUUGUCUGUAUAUACAGCACUCUGUUCGCUGUGGGUGCAGUUGGAAACGUGUGUGUGUUUAUAUCUUUAGUGCGCUCGAGAAGAAGAAAAUCUAGAGUCAAUUUAUUAAUGACUCACCUAGUGGUUGCAGAUUUAAUUGUCAUCUUUAUUGUUAUCCCGCUUGAGAUUGGUUGGCGAACGACAAACGCGUGGUUGGCUGGUAAUACUGCGUGCAAAGUUUUUCUUGUUCUACGAGCAUUUGGACUUUAUUUAUCUUCAAACGUUUUAGUCUGCAUAUCUUUAGAUAGAUUCUUCGCCGUACUUUAUCCUUUGCGAUUAGCAGUGGCGAGGAAUCGUAGCAAGACAAUGCUGAUAUUCGCUUGGCUAGUAGCGUUCCUGUGCAGCUUACCUCAGGCUCUAGUUUUUCGCGUCAUGCAUCAUCCAACGGUCCCGGAUUUCCAGCAGUGCGUAUCCUUCGAUGCCUUCUCGAAUCAACAUCAAGAACUGGCGUACAACGUGAUGUGCUUAUUCGCUAUGUACUUCUUUCCUUUAAUAGUCAUAACUUUUUGCUACGUGUGUAUCUUUUGUGAAAUACAUACAAACUCUAAGGAAAUUUCAGGUAAAUCCGUAUCAAAUGGAACAGGCCGAAUACAGCUGAGGAGGUCAGAUCAGCGGCCACUUGUUCGCGCCAGGCGUCGUACGCUCCGUAUGACCGUCACUAUUGUCAGUGUGUUCGCUUGUUGUUGGCUUCCAUAUGCUACUAUGACUUUGUGGUACAUGUUCGAUAGACAGUCUGCCAAAGACGUGUCAGCUAAACUCCAGGAUCUGUUCUUCAUCAUGGCAGUCUCAAACUCCUGCAUGGAUCCCCUGGUUUAUGGCUCUUAUACACUGGACGCGAACACCAUCCAUCAGAAAUUAGGAAAGCUGUUUCGAGUACAUGGCAAUUCCUGUCAGACUAAUCGUAUUUCAACUAUAGAUAAAUAUGGCAGCAAGAUUACUAAGGAAACUACAGCUCGUCCGAACAAUAAUUAUUCAAAAUAUCGACGUCAUCACACCGUAGCUUUUCAAGAGAGUUCGCUUAUUGUUCCGAGCGUCAAUUCAGACCCAGCGCGGAGUUGGAAUGAGAACCAAAUGGAUCUAAAUCCUGAGAAAGUCUGUGAAGUGUUUAAUUUGCAGUCUAAGAUAGACCUGUUUGAUAAGUGA